AAAUCAUUUUGGAUGCUCAAUAUUUGUUUUUCAGUAUACAGUAUCUUAUUAAUUUUUUUUAUCUUCAUUAACAGUUACUGUACUGUUUCUUCAGAAAAGAGCCUGAAGUGGAUGGACAAUAUGUAUAGCAAAUGUGCUGAAGGUCAAAACAUGACUUCAUCCACACCGAACUUGGAACCAAAAUUUACAUUGGUUGUUUUGGUAUUACUGGCAGUUCUAAUGGUUUUGAUAGCUCUUAUUACAGUGCUUGGAAAUGGCUUGGUUGUCCUGGCUUUUUUGGUGAACAAAGAUCUUCGGCAUCGAAGUAAUUAUUUAUUUCUUAAUCUUGCUAUUUCAGACUUUCUAGUCGGUGCAUUCUGUAUCCCCCUGUAUAUCCCUUACGUCCUGACAGGCAAGUGGAUGUUUGGAAGACUUCUCUGCAAACUCUGGCUAGUUAUAGACUAUCUUAUGUGCACAGCUUCAGCAUUUAGCAUUGUCCUUAUCAGCUAUGAUCGGUUCCUGUCAGUUACCAAAGCAGUGACAUAUAGGAUUCAACAGGGAAUGAUGUCAAAGACUGUUGUUAAGAUGGUGGCAGUCUGGGUUUUUGCAUUCUUAAUCUAUGGCCCCGCAAUCCUCAUUUGGGAUCAUGUGGCUGGCUACAGCAUCAUACUCGAUGGAGAAUGCAAUGCUGAAUUCUACUACAACUGGUACUUUCUCCUGUGUGCUUCAACCUUUGAAUUCUUCACACCUUGUAUCUCUGUGGCCUAUUUCAACAUGCACAUCUACCGGGAUAUACAAAAACGCAAGAGAAACAGGCUCCAGAGCACAGUCAACAUCAGCAAACAGGUGUCUGUACCUCCAACAGGAAACAAUGUCUUGAUGGCUGACCAUUGCUCUUUGAAGGAAGACGUUUCUUCUCCUGAUUCAGAAACAGAGGACAGUCUUUCUACUUCCAGGACACAGGUGCAGUCAGCGGUGACUGAUGGUUCACAUCAGUCCAGAGGCUAUUCCAUAACCCCUGACAAUGAUCAGUCAGUAGCCCUGACAGCGAAGACCAGGUCAAAAUUGAACAGGGACAAAAAAAUUGCUAAGUCACUUGCCAUAAUUGUCUGUGUCUUUGCCAUUUGCUGGGCACCAUAUUCAUUACUUAUGAUAAUUCGCGCAGCCUGCUGUGGAGAGUGUGUCAACCAAGUCUUGUAUGAAAUAACAUUUUGGCUUUUGUGGCUUAAUUCCUCUGUAAAUCCUUUCCUCUACCCUCUCUGCCAUGUUAGGUUUCGGAAGGCUUUCAUGAAAAUAUUGUGGCCAAAAAGGUUUGUGAUAUAGCCACCAGCCCUGUCAGUCUCUUCUUAGCAGGGCCGGCUCCAGACUCCAGCGCGCCAAGCGUGUGCUUGGGGCGGCG
Messenger RNA from Mauremys mutica (yellowpond turtle), 1378 nucleotides. RefSeq names its product histamine receptor H4 (gene HRH4). Bases 13 to 1302 code for a protein of 429 amino acids. Gene Ontology annotation, molecular function: histamine receptor activity. The record is from RefSeq and is a predicted model, not a curated record. Lineage: Eukaryota; Metazoa; Chordata; Testudines; Geoemydidae. The transcript is spliced from 3 exons. Gene Ontology annotation, cellular component: membrane. Gene Ontology annotation, biological process: adenylate cyclase-activating adrenergic receptor signaling pathway.